This is a messenger RNA of Trypanosoma theileri, 996 nucleotides long. RefSeq lists its product as uncharacterized. The record is from RefSeq and is a predicted model, not a curated record. The transcript has a single exon. Lineage: Eukaryota; Euglenozoa; Kinetoplastea; Trypanosomatida; Trypanosomatidae. Bases 1 to 996 code for a protein of 331 amino acids.
AUGAUGCGCUACGUGCUGUGUAUCCUCGCUCUUCUGCUCUCAUGUGCGUGUGUGCACGUCCUCGCUGAAGAAGUGCCUGCCGCCGAUCUUUCCGACCAAGUCCCUGAUACGGAGAGUGAGACUAAGAUUCUUCUUCCAGCUACUCCUAAGUGCGCUAAUGGUGGUGCUCCUGAAAUUCAUGGAGGUUCUUGUCCUUCUGCUCCUGGUGGUCCUUCUGGUGUUCUUCAAACGGCACCUGAUGGUGUUGAAGAUUGUACACAAGAAACGAAUGGUCCUCCGUGUACUCCUAGCGGUGCUGGAUCUGAAGUUGCUAGUACUGAGUGUGUGAAACCUUCUCCGGAGGCACGCUGCCCUACCAAUGCCCGUGACGCUCAGGAGAAUUGCACUUCUGGCGACUCUACUUGUCACAAUAAACCACAAGAAGCAGCUGCCGCCAAAACAAGGGAAAAUAGUGGAACCAAUGGUAACCAACGUCAACGUCCCGAUGGUCAAAGUCAUCCUGAAAGUAAUGAAGAAGAAGCUGCGGCGGAUGGUGUACCUGGUGGUGGUGCUUCUUCUUCUUCUUCUGACCAUUCUCCUGCUCCUCAACCUCCUGAGAGGAGUGAUGGUGAGUCUUCAGUUGAUGGCCAAACUGGAAACAAUGGCAACCAUACAACACGUGAAGGUGAAAAUGGAGAUAACAAUAAAACUGCAGCAACACAAACUUCUGCUGACUCUCCUAACACAUCGCCCACAGUGAGUGGUGAUGGUUCAGAUACUGGAACAGCCGAGAAUGAGACUAUACCUGCAGAGAGUGAGUCAUCAAAUAACCAAGAAGGUGUGGGAAAUACAGAUACCACGACGACCACCACCACAACUACAACAACAACACUUCCUCCUGAACCCAUAAACAACAAGAAGGGUGAUGCAGACAGCAGCAGCAGUAUCAGCAAUUCUGUGUGGGUGCGUGUACCAUUACUGAUUGUGGUUACACUGGCCUGUAUUCUUGUGUGCUGA